Postia placenta MAD-698-R-SB12 is the source of this 1902-nucleotide messenger RNA. RefSeq lists its product as hypothetical. NCBI's taxonomy places the organism in Eukaryota, Fungi, Basidiomycota, Agaricomycetes, Polyporales, Adustoporiaceae. The record is from RefSeq and is a predicted model, not a curated record. The coding region runs from base 1 to 1902 and encodes 633 amino acids. The transcript is spliced from 4 exons.
AUGCUUUCUGACUCUUCCUCACCCUCGUCUCCCUCACCAGGGGCAGCCGAUUCGUCCCCGCUGUCGUCCCCAAGCAUCGGACCCGUCUCGACACCCCCCGAGUCUCCAGGGCUCGCACACCCGUACGCAGGGUCUACCAAGGGCGUGAAGCAUCCUCCGAGGUAUGAGAAGCGCUACGAUACAUUGGGGUGGGGCCGGACAAAGUCUACGGCAAGCCGUGUCGGUGCACACGACCAUUCCGAUGGGGAGGGCUGCGACAUCUUCAGAGACGACCAGUCGCCUAGUCAUGCGUCUGGGAGCACAUGCUCCCCUAUCGUCCAUCCGUUUGCGGCGUCUGCGAAGGGUGGUUGGAAGGCGGCCCGUGCCGAGAAGUCAUACUCGCGCACGCCGUCCAGGAGCAACAUCCCGUCAACAUCGACGUUAGGGAGCUCAGACAGCGGAAAGCUCCAUCGGCAGUCCACGGGAUCGCUGACUGAUGUUGAAACAACGUCAGUGGACGCAGUACCAGUGAACAUUACCCAUGCUGCUCCUGCCGGAUCCGUCGCUCAUAGCUUCGAGCUGAGUUUAUGGGACAAUGCGAUCACACAGGCAAUUGACAGAGCAGAUGGUAACUUCGAAAUUGGGAAUUAUGGACUUCUCGCCACACAACUUACAUAUAUUCCGCCUUCUAUUGCGGACCUUGCCAGCCUCGUAGUUCUCACUCGGAAUGACCAGCAGAACGGGACGCCCCCACCCUACAAUCGCGAUCGUCCUUUCAUCCGCUCUACGACCGCGCCUGCUUUCUCUGAACAUUCUAGGCCUUUUCUCGAUCGUGCUGCAUCGUCGCAGCAAGGCCAGUCGCUCGUUAAGGCUGCUUCGUCUGCCGGGCUGGCGUCCCCGCCACCAGCCGGACUGGGGGCGUUACAUCUACGGCUUGGUGGUCAUCUGUUCAAGACACUUCCGGCCGAGCUAUUCCAACUCACGAGGACGGCCAGCCUAAUACUGCGCCAAAACAGAUUGUCAGUCAUACCUCCGCAAAUCGUGCAGUUGGCAAAUCUUCGGAUUCUACACCUGGGUUCUAACAGACUGCGCUGGCUUCCAGCAGAGAUGCUCGACAUGCAUCUAAUGGAGCUAUCGCUGAGCCCCAAUCCAUGGCUGAAGCCUAAUGACUUCCAGGAAGUGUCCCCUGAUGCGACGACAGAGCAUGUCAAGCAGGGCACCGCCGGCAGAAAGGUUUCGCGCACGGACGUGCGGUUCACGGUACCCUCACUGACUGAGCUCUGCUAUCGCGUUCUCCUCGCGCCUGCCGCACCGGCGUACUCCAACGCGCGUCCCCAGACUGUUCUCGAGGCCUACUACUCGCUCCCGCUCUCAGGCACGGGUGCGUACCCGACGUCGGUCAUGGAGGUUCUACGCGCGUGUCUCCCAGCUGCCGUCGCGAAACCGGCUCAGGCGACGACGUCUCCCGCAAAAAAGGCGCGCAGAGACGGGACGGGCUCCGUGCAUAGGCCGGAGCACCCUGCGGUGUCUGGCUUGCAGGACAGCACCAUUGACGAUGAGGAUACGCCGCCCAGCAUUGGCGUAUGCCCGUCCCCUCUGCAUCGUACAGCGCAAGGGGAGUGGGUGGGCGGACGGGUGCCUGUCUUUGUGCAGCACGCGGAGGAGCGCUUCACGUGGGAACGUGUUGUCGCGGGCGUGGACAUUGGCUCGGCGGACGGCGUGGACGGCGUGCCCGUGAGGUGGAGGGGAUGUGGACGAGGGUGUCUCGACUUCCUGGACGAGGCCGCCGAGGGUGUGGAGGAGGGUAGCAAUGAAGACGUCGAGAUGAGUGUCGACGAGGUGCAGGAAAACGCAAGUGGGUCAACCGGUGUGCGAGCCGUCGUCAUCGGUGAAGGGGUGGCCGAUAUGGAAGACUUUUACUGA